AUGAGUCACUCCAAAGAAACCUAUGGCACCGACGAUGCCACCCUCGCGGAUUCGUGCAGUGCUUAUCAGUAUCAGACCACAAUGACUGAGAGCAACUCUCUUGGCCCAGUUCCUUUGAACAAAGACAGCUCUUGCCGCCUUUAUCAUAUAUAUCACACACUCUUUCGCCAUGAUUAUAACGUCCACAAUGCCAGCAAGGAACAGCUAUACCACGUUCACAAUUCAACGUGGACACCGAAGAAACCCGAUCUCAGCGUUCAUGCCGGCACUAGUGCAGAAGCACCGGUACUGGCAGUCUGCAAAUUCCUGCAUUUCUCACGGCAUCUCAAAGUCGGAUUGGGAAACCCUGAAACACCAAAUUCAGUUGAUUGGGAAGAUCUCGUGUCCCUCAGCCACCUUCAUGCAAGAUAUCGGUUUCAAAUGUCGCUCAACCCAGAGUAUGGGGUAGAGCGGCGAGCAUUCAUUUGGAAGAGCACGCAUUCGGUAGGAGUUGGGGAUACAAAGCCUUCGACGUUUUCUUGGCGCAACUACAAGCUUGUCGAUGAGGCGACUGAUCGGCUCGUUGCCGUGUUUACGAGCAGCGUUUGGGGUUGUAAGAAGUCUGGGAAGCUUGAGAUCUAUGCGAAUUAUGGGCAGGAAUUCGACCUGAUGGUCAUCAUCACUGCUCUUGCUCUGCGUGAGAAACAACGUCGACGAGACAAAAGAUCCUCAUCAGGAGGAGGCGGCAGCUGA
This is a messenger RNA of Aspergillus viridinutans, 732 nucleotides long. RefSeq lists its product as uncharacterized. The coding region runs from base 1 to 732 and encodes 243 amino acids. NCBI's taxonomy places the organism in Eukaryota, Fungi, Ascomycota, Eurotiomycetes, Eurotiales, Aspergillaceae. The transcript has a single exon. The record is from RefSeq and is a predicted model, not a curated record.